CUCUGCCUCUGAAGGAUCUCUCCCCAAGCCAUAUCACUCUCCAGCCACAGCUGGAAACAUAUUGCUGUGGGAGCCAAACGAUAGUUCCUGAAACGCUGAAAAUGGAAUAACUGAGCAGGAACCGGAGACUACUUCCUCUUAAAACUCUUUUUUUUAUAAGACUUCGUUCAGGGAUAAACUUUCUUGGAUCCCGCUGGAUUGUCUUUUCUAGGAUUUGGAUACUGCUUCUCUCUCUCUCUCCCUCUCUGGAAUAAGAGCCUCACACUAAAAAGGAAUAGGAGGAUUUAUUUAUAAGUGGACCUAAUUGAUAUGCAUUGGUGUUAGUCUUUGAUCCUGUCGGAGUGGGACGCAUCGAGCAAGGGACUGAGGAGGGAGCAGUGCCGACUUGGAACAUGGUGCCUAAUAUUCACCUGGCAGUGCCCCUCCUGCCCAGAGGGGCGUUGCUGUUCCUGCUUCUCUUCAGCUGCAUGGUCUUCUCAUCUGUGGCAGAGAGCAUGCCGAGUUUCGUGAAAUCCCCGGAGGACCAGACGGGUAUCUCGGGCGGAGUUGCAUCGUUUGUGUGCCAGGCCACUGGGGACCCCAAACCCAGAAUCACCUGGAUGAAGAAAGGCAAGAAAGUCAGCUCCCAGCGCUUUGAGGUGAUUGAGUUUGACGACGGUUCGGGCUCCGUGCUCCGGAUCCAGCCGCUGCGCACACACCGAGAUGAAGCCAUUUACGAGUGCACAUCCACCAACAGCGCCGGCGAGAUCAACACCAGCGCUAAGCUCACAGUGCUUGAAGAGAACCAGGUCCCCCAUGGCUUCCCCACCAUCGACAUGGGUCCCCAGCUGAAGGUGGUUGAAAAGACCAGGACCGCCACCAUGCUGUGCGCCGCCGGUGGAAACCCAGACCCAGAGAUCACCUGGUUCAAGGACAUGCUUCCUGUGGACAUCAGCAGCAGCAACGGGCGAAUCAAACAGCUCCGCUCAGGAGCUCUGCAAAUUGAGAACAGCGAGGAGUCCGACCAGGGGAAAUAUGAAUGCGUUGCCAUGAACAGUGCCGGGACUCGUUACUCUGCUCCUGCCAAUCUCUACGUACGAGUGCGAAGAGUCCCACCGAGAUUCUCCAUCCCGCCCACCAACCAGGAGGUGAUGCCGGGCGGCAGCAUCAACCUGACGUGCGUGGCCGUGGGCUCGCCGAUGCCCUACGUCAAGUGGACCACGGGCCAGGUGGAGCUGACCAAGGAGGAGGAGAUGCCGCUGGGACGCAACGUGCUGGAGGUCACAAACAUCCGCGUGUCGGCCAACUACACGUGCGUGGCCAUUUCUUCCCUGGGCAUCAUCGAGGCCACGGCCCAGGUCACUGUCAAAGCCCUGCCAAAGCCCCCGGCCUCCCUCAUCGUGACAGAGACCACCGCCACCAGUGUGACCCUCACCUGGGACUCGGGGAACCCAGAACCAGUGUCCUACUACAUGAUCCAGUACAAAGCCAAGGCCUCAGACAACGGCUUCCAGGAAGUGGAAGGCGUGGCGACCACCCGUUACAGCAUCGGCGGACUCAGCCCCUACUCCGAGUACGAGUUCCGGGUCAUGGCUGUCAACAACAUUGGCCGCGGACCACCCAGCGACCCCGUGGAGACCCGCACCGGUGAGCAGGCCCCCUCCUCCCCUCCGCUGCACGUCCAGGCCCGCAUGCUGAGUGCCAGCACCAUGCUGGUCCAGUGGGAACCGCCCGAGGAACCCAACGGGCAGAUCAGGGGCUACCGGGUGUACUACAGCUCGGACCUGACGGCUCCGCUCAGCGCCUGGCAGAAGCACAACACAGACGACAGCAGUCUGACCACCAUCUCCGGCCUGACUCCGGAUAUCACCUACAGCCUGCGGGUGCUGGGCUUCACCUCUGUCGGUGACGGACCCCCGUCUGACGUCCUGCAAGUGAAGACGCAGCAGGGAGUCCCUGCUCAGCCGUCCAGCUUCGAGGCCGAAGCCGAGCUGGACACCCGCAUCGUGCUCACCUGGCUGUGGCCGGUGCAGGGCCCCAUCACCAAGUACGAGCUGCAGUACUGGGAGGCCGGCUCAGACAACAAGAUCCACGUGACCUUCAACCCGGCCGGCUCUCACUCCGUGGACGCUCUGAAGCCUGACACCUUGUACCGCUUCUCGCUGGCCGCCCGCUCUGACAUGGGUUUAGGAGUUUACACCCAGCCCGUGGAGGCCCGCACCGCCCAGUCCACCCCGUCCGCUCCCCCUCAAGAGGUACACCUGUCCAGCCUGAGCUCCACCAGUCUCAAGGUGAGUUGGGUGGCGCCGCCCGCCGCUAGCCGCCACGGCGCCAUCGUGCGCUACACAGUCAGCUACCAGGGCCUGGCUGGGGAGGACACGGAGCGGCACGAGGUGACUGGCAUCGGGGCAGACGCCACCAGCCAUGUGCUGGUGGGCCUGGAGAAGUGGACUGAGUAUCAGGUGUGGGUGAGGGCACACACUGAUGUGGGCCCGGGCCCUGAGAGUGCCCCAGUGAAGAUGAAAACCAAAGAGGAUGUGCCAGGAGCCCCCCCCAGGAAGCUGGAGGUCGAGGCCAUCAACUCCACCGCCAUCCGGGUCACCUGGAAGCCGCCGCUGCAGGGGAAGCAGCACGGCCAAAUCCGAGGGUACCAGGUCAUCUUCUCCCGGCUGGAAAACGGAGAACCUCGAGGGCAGCCGAACAUCAUGGACGUCGCUCUGCCAGAGGCACAGUGGAAUAUUGAGGAGUCCACCGAGCAUGAGGCCUUCAUCGCCGGCCUGCACUCUGAGACCACGUACUCUGUCACUGUGGCAGCGUACACCACCAAGGGGGACGGCGCCCGGAGCAAAGCGAAGGUCAUCACCACCACGGGGGCAGUGCCAGGCAGGCCGACCAUGAUGAUCAGCACCACCAUGGAAAACACGGCUCUGAUCCAGUGGCAGCCUCCCAAGGAGAUGGUGGGCGAGCUGAUGGGCUACCAGCUGCAGUACAAGCGCACCGACGAGGAAACCUUCACCUCACGCGAACUGAGGAAGAUCGAUGACCACUACACCGUCACCGGACUGCACAAAGGAGCGACCUAUAUCUUCCGCCUCAGCGCUCGCAAUAGAGCAGGCAUCGGCGAGGCCUACGUGAAGGAGAUCAGCACCCCAGAGGACGUGCCCACGGGCUUCCCCUUCAACCUGCAAGUCACAGGCCUGACUCAGGCCAGCACCCAGCUGACCUGGGAGCCGCCGCUGGUGGCGGAGAGGAACGGCAAGAUCGUUCACUACGUGGUGGUGUACCGGGACAUUAACAGUCAGCAGAACAGCACCAACCGCACGUCCGACACGCACAUGACCAUCCUGGGCCUCAAUCCUGACACCACCUACGACAUCCGUGUGCAGGCGUACACCAGCAAGGGCGCGGGACCCCUCAGCCCGAGCAUUCAGAGCAGGACCAUGUCGAACGAUUUUCCAACACUAAACUUUGGCGUCAAAGCUGUGAUGAAAACAUCCGUCCUCCUCAGCUGGGACCUGCCUCCGAACUACAAACCCCAAGUGCCUUUCAAGAUCUUAUACAACCAGCAAAGCGUGGAAGUGCAGGGAAACCUGAAGAGGAAGCUGAUAGCGCAGCUGCAGCCGGACACAGACUACUCCUUUGUGCUGACGAGCAGGGGCAACAUGGCCGGUGGUCUGCAGCAGCAGGUGUCCAUACGCACUGCUCCUGACCUGAUCAAGACCAAGCCCAGCACGCACCAGGCCGAGGGCGGCAAGAUAACCAUCGAGCUGCCCAAGGUCCAGACCACCACACGCGUCAGGUGGUACUACAUCGUGGUGGUGCCAGUUUCCCAGUCACAGCAGCAGUGGAAGAAUCCAGACGAGAUGGACCUGGAUGAGCUGCUCAAGGCGAGUGAAGGUCCCGUCCUGAGGCGUCGGCGUCACCUGGAUUCCUCCAAACCUUACAUCGCUGCCAAACUGGCGUCGCUGCCCCUCAGCUUCACCCUGGGGGAUGAGAAGAGGUACAACGGUUUCUACAACAAGCCUCUGACCAGUCCACAGGAGUACCUGUGCUUCGUCCUGGCCAUGCUGCGAUCCGACGGGACGGAAGGCGCUGCAAAUUAUAUGACGUUUUCAGCCAGUCCCUACUCCGACCCGAUCCAGGUCCCAGCCAGUCUGAGUGAGCAGCCUGAGAUGUUGUGGGUCAUGGGCCCAGUGUUGGCCGUGGUCCUCAUCGUCAUCAUCGUCAUCGCCAUCCUGCUCUUUAAGAAGAAACGGGCGUCUCCUCUACCCAAAGACGACCACUCAGGGGGGGUGAAAGACUCCCUGCUGCCCAAUUCCUCCGACCCCGUGGAGAUGAGAAGACUCAACUACCAGACCCCAGGUCCCAGCUCGCAUCGUUGCCCCAACACUCCAAGAAUGAGGGAGCACCCGCCCAUCACUGUCGUUGACCUGUCUGACCACAUCGAGCGACUCAAGGCGAACGACGGCCUCCGCUUUUCCCAGGAGUACGAGUCCAUUGAUCCCGGCCAGCAGUUUACCUGGGAGAACUCCAACAUGGAAGUCAACAAGCCAAAGAAUCGCUAUGCAAACGUCAUCGCCUACGACCACUCCAGAGUGGUGCUCACCUCUGUGGACGCUGUUCCAGGCAGUGACUACAUCAAUUCCAACUACAUCGACGGCUACAGGAAGCAGAAUGCCUACAUCGCCACACAGGGGCCUCUGCCAGAGACACUCAGCGACUUCUGGAGGAUGGUGUGGGAGCAGAGAUCCAACACCAUUGUCAUGAUGACGAGACUCGAGGAGAAGUCACGGGUGAAGUGUGACCAGUAUUGGCCGGUACGAGGAACCGAGACCUACGGGAUGAUCCAGGUCACCAUGCUGGACACUGUGGAGCUGGCUACUUACAGCGUUCGUACAUUCGCCCUCUACAAGAACGGCUCCAGUGAGAAGAGAGAGGUGAGACAGUUCCAGUUCAUGGCCUGGCCGGACCACGGAGUACCAGAGUACCCGACACCCAUCCUGUCCUUCCUGCGGCGGGUUAAGUCCUGCAAUCCUUCAGAUGCAGGGCCCAUGGUGGUCCACUGCAGUGCGGGCGUGGGCAGGACCGGCUGCUUCAUCGUGAUCGACGCCAUGCUGGAGCGCAUGAAGCACGAGAAGUCCGUGGACAUCUACGGCCACGUGACCUGCAUGCGCGCCCAGAGGAACUACAUGGUCCAGACCGAGGACCAGUACAUCUUCAUCCACGAGGCCCUGCUGGAGGCGGCGACCUGCGGCAACACCGAGGUGCUGGCACGCAACCUGUACGCACACAUCCAGAAACUCACCCAGCCCCCGCCCGGCGAGACGGUCACUGCCAUGGAGCUGGAGUUCAAGAGACUGGCCAACUCCAAAGCCCACACGUCACGCUUCAUCAGCGCCAACUUACCCUGCAACAAGUUCAAGAACCGCCUGGUCAACAUUAUGCCUUUUGAGUCCACCCGCGUCUGCCUGCAGCCCAUCCGGGGCGUGGAGGGCUCCGACUACAUCAACGCCAGCUGCAUCGACGGCUACAGACAGCAGAAGGCUUACCUGGCCACCCAGGGCCCGCUGGCCGAGACCACCGAGGACUUCUGGAGGAUGCUGUGGGAGCACAACUCCACCAUCGUCGUCAUGCUCACCAAGCUACGAGAGAUGGGCCGGGAGAAGUGUCAUCAGUACUGGCCGGCAGAGCGUUCAGCCAGGUACCAGUACUUUGUGGUGGAUCCCAUGGCUGAGUACAACAUGCCCCAGUACAUCCUCCGAGAGUUCAAAGUCACAGAUGCCAGGGACGGCCAGUCCAGAACAAUCCGCCAGUUCCAGUUCACUGACUGGCCCGAGCAAGGAGUGCCAAAAACUGGAGAGGGCUUCAUUGAUUUCAUCGGACAAGUUCACAAAACCAAGGAGCAGUUUGGACAAGACGGACCAAUCUCUGUACACUGCAGUGCCGGGGUGGGCAGGACCGGAGUCUUCAUCACCCUCAGCAUCGUGCUGGAGAGGAUGAGGUACGAGGGCGUGGUCGACCUCUUCCAGACAGUGAAGACACUUCGCACCCAGCGGCCGGCCAUGGUGCAGACGGAGGACCAGUACCAGUUGUGCUACCGGGCAGCGUUGGAGUACCUGGGGAGCUUUGACCACUAUGCAACGUAACCACUCCCUCCGAGCAGCCUCCCUGGUCAGACCUCUCAGGAGUGUGCCAAGUGUCCCAUCUCAGCCACCAUCCACUCACUUGACCCCUCCCCCCCGUCCCCAACCAACCCCCGAACCCCCAACCCUGCGAAGAAAAAAAAAACAACAGCCCCCCCCCCCGCAGCUACCGGAGGGGAGGAGAAUGGCACGUGCUUGCAGACCCAGUGACGGGUUUCAACCAAUCACAGAGAUUCGCGUCCACGACUUGUAACCAACCACGUGAACUUCUUUUGCUUUAAGAAUAACGGAACCAUCACCAAGACUCUGACUCUUGUACAGACGCGACGGAGCCGGGCGACGCCCCCCCGCCCGCUGGGCGACGCCCCCGCCCCCCCCCGCUCGGCUCCGUCCAAGCCAAACCUCCCUGAUUGUCAAAGGCUACUGGUAGCACUAAGAGAGCUCUCUCUCACUCUUUCUUUCUGUUAGUCGACUUGUCAAUAUUAUUGAUUCAUUAUGUCAUUAUCUUAUUGUUUGGUAUACUUCUUCUUUUAUUUUUUGUGGAUGUUUUUAAUAAUCAUUUUAACAUCAGA
Messenger RNA from Limanda limanda (common dab), 6694 nucleotides. Its product is annotated as receptor-type tyrosine-protein phosphatase F. Gene Ontology annotation, molecular function: protein tyrosine phosphatase activity; protein binding. The record is from RefSeq and is a predicted model, not a curated record. Bases 393 to 6125 code for a protein of 1910 amino acids. The transcript has 34 exons. Gene Ontology annotation, biological process: protein dephosphorylation. NCBI's taxonomy places the organism in Eukaryota, Metazoa, Chordata, Actinopteri, Pleuronectiformes, Pleuronectidae.